AUGAAGUGGAAAAAUCAAACAUUUCAAAUGGAAUUCAUCCUCGUUGGCUUUUCCACCAUGCCAAAUAUUGAGUUGCUUCUAUUCCCAAUAGUCCUGGUGAUGUAUUUUAUUACAAUGACUGGAAACAUCCUUAUCAUAGUUACUGUUAUGAAAGACUCAGGCCUUCAGGCACCCAUGUACUACUUCCUACGGAACUUAUCCUUCAUUGAGAUAUGCUUCACUUUAGAUACCAUCCCCCAAAUGCUAGUCAACCUACUGUUGAAGAACAAAAGUAUCUCCUACGCAGGCUGUGCAAUUCAAAUGUUUUGCUUCUUCUACUUUGGAUGUGCUGAGUGUUUCCUCUUAGCUGCNNNNUCUUAUGACCGUUAUGUUGCCAUCUGUAACCCCCUGCACUAUGCCAAUAUCAUGAACAGGAGCUUCUGUCAGAGGUUGGUUGGUGGGGUAUGGUUGAUUGGCAUCCCUGUCUCAUUGUUACAGGCAGCCUGGAUCUUCAGCCUUCCAUUUUGUGGCAUGAAAAUGAUUGAUCACUUCUUCUGUGAUGCCCCUCCAGUACUGAAAUUAGUCUGUGCUGAUACUUCCCUUUUUGAAAUGCAAGCCAUAGUCUCUACACUUGUAUUCCUUAUAUUUCCUUUUGUUCUGAUCUUGAUUUCUUAUAUCCGGAUCAUCAUCACCAUCAUCAAGAUAUCUUCAGCAGCAAGUAGGCAAAAGGCCUUCUCUACUUGCUCUUCUCAUCUCAUUGUGGUGACGUUAUUCUAUGGAAGUGGGAGCAUUGUUUAUCUAAGGCCCAAUUCCAACUAUUCACCAGAAGUUAAGAAAUUGUUUUCUCUCUUCUAUGCAGUCCUUACACCCAUGCUAAAUCCCAUUAUCUAUACUCUGAGAAACCAUGAAGUGAAAGAAGGACUGAAGAGAAUUCUAGGACAUAAAAGCUUCUCAUAG
Molecule: messenger RNA, 936 nt
Organism: Python bivittatus (Burmese python)
Lineage: Eukaryota; Metazoa; Chordata; Lepidosauria; Squamata; Pythonidae
Source: RefSeq, a predicted model, not a curated record